CCUCCAUUCGAAUCGGUCGUGUUUUUGUGCAGUGCGCUAGUGAAUAUAAAAAACCCCCAAAACAAUAUUAUCAACCAAAAAAAGCGGCGGACCAAACAAACAAAAAUACAGAGCAUUGCCAAAUAAAUAAUAAAGACAACAGAAACGGACAAACCGUCAAUUGAAAACAAAUAGUACAAUGAAGUUUUAUUUUUGGAUCAGUUGGACUCUCGGCAAGUAAAGAGACUCUGUGUGGCUGAAGUAAACAAAAAGAAAGAAAACAAUUUUCUAAAAAUUUCACAACAAAUUAAAUAUAUAUAUAGAUAUAUAUAUAUACCUAAUCAAUUUUUGGACUUUGAUCAAAUUGCUCACGUAAGAUGGACAAGUUAAUAAUACUUGGCUUAUUCCUAUGGACUCUUCAAUCUUUGGCUCUGCCAAUCAUUGAUCCAGAUGACUCCCUAACAGAAAUGUGCCUGCCUUGUCAAAAGGAUUGGGAUUGGCCCACUUGCGACAAAGUGGUCGUUGAGGUGGAAAGGGGAAAUGGAAUGCCUGGGACGUGUUGUCCUCGAUACGAGUGCCGCGAUGAGGAACCCGUCUGCAAUGGGUCGAAAUUGAGGUUCUACAAGAACAAGUGCACUCUGUGUGAUCCCUGCGAACCGCAUGCCGUGCAAUGCAAGGAAAUCUGUCAAUUGGAAGAGCCCUUAGCGAACUGUUUAACCGAUGACGAGGAGUACAAACAAGAGGGAGAAAUUUGGACUGAGAACAAUGGCUGUACAACCUGCACUUGCCUAGGUGAAAAAACCUCAUGCGAAACAUACCAAUGCAAUCAAGUUGAAUGCAGUAAUCCCAUCUCGAUCGAAGGAGAAUGCUGUUUAAUUUGUCCCGACGAACUGGAUGAGAAUGGCUUAUAUUAUGGUCGUUUACCAUUGGGUGGCACAACCAAGGGUCCUAAAAUUCUGGAGGGAGAAUCUUCCUAUCCAAAAAAUAGCUUCGAUACAACAACUCAAAGUUCGACCAGCAAUCCGGCUAUAAACGAAUCCAGUUUAGUCUAUAACUUCACUAGUCCAACUGAAAGUACCACACUCACUCCGGUAACAAGCGAAUUCUUCAGUACAGAUAUUGUUUCCUCCGAAACACCGGAUCUCAAAAACACAUCAGAUGACGUGGAUAUUUCUAGCUCCGAUUCUACAACAGAGAACACCACAAAUCCCACCACAUCAAGCGAUUUAAAAUCUUACACUGACUCAAGCACUUCGAUUGAGUCGUCCACUUCAACGGAUGAUCAUGUUCCAAAAACCGAUGUUGAAGCUGAGACCACCAAGGGAAAUAUAGAUGAUAAGACCACAGAGAUUUUGUUAAAUGAUUUUGGUAACUUGGGCAUGACCGAUCAUCCCAUUGCCGCUCAGCCAGCAGCUGCAGCUGUGGCACCUGAAUCCACCAGUCAGGUCAAGGUUACCAGCGAUACGGAGGAUCCCCUUUCAGAAUCCACACCCAAAACAUAUGCUGUUGUGCCCCAGGAGCAAAACAAAUCCAAUUUCUUAUGGGCUUUAAUUUUUCCUUUGAUUAUUUGUCUGGGAUUGUCAUUGAGUUAUACUUUCUGGAAGUUUUGCUGUUUAAAUAGCAAACAUGACAAAUUUCAUAUGUCAACAAAAAAAAAUGAUUCUAGAGAAAUCGAAGCAUUAGUUGUGAUUCCUGUGCAGACAAAAUCAUAGUAUCAAUUCCAUAUUGCCAUCGCAGUUUAUAAUAUUAUAUUUAAAAAGUAAAAAAAAAAAAAACUAGUUUCUUGACAUGCCACAGAUGAAAACUAUUUAAAUACGUAAUAUUUUCUCUGUGUGAUUUCCAUCCUCUGGCAGACUGAUUUUUGAUCUUUAAAAACUUUCAUCUAGUUCCGACUAGGGAAAGUUAUACCAAAAUAGUGGAAGAAGUCUGCAUGUUAAUAAUAUUUAGGAAAAUAAACUAACGUCGCCGUCAGUCAGGAAAGAAUUUUAUAUUGUUUUAACAGAAUUUAAGGACAAUCCACAGACAUUGAAAGCAGCCGAGCCUAUCGAUCAAUAAUGACUCUUGCCGGCAAAUUAACUAUACUUCAUGCAUUAAUAUACAUCUUGAUCUUAAGACCUUGCUCAAAUUAAUAUGUGAAACGAUUAGAUUAAGCAGUAAGACAACCUACGUUAAUGUGAUAGAUUUAAAUAGCAAAAGCGAGGAAACACAAAAAUAAUUGUAAUUGGAAAGUAUUAGUAGGAGACUCUUUAGUUUGAUUGUAAAUUAAAAUUACCGUGUGACCAGAAUUGUAGCAUUAGAGUGAUUUAAUAUCAAACACGCACUCAUUCAAUAUUAAAUUAUUAUACGUACUAGAGCCCUGGAAUCAAAGAGUCGAUCAAGCAUAUUAUUUUCGCGACAAUUUUGGACACCUGACGUGCUUCAGUUCAAGAAACAAAAAGCUGUAAGCUGAACUAUUUGCAUUGAAAAUAUCAAACGGCUCUUCGACCAGAGGCUCUAUUAAGUUCCCUGAACGCGCAUCAACUACAUUCAUUCCUUUAAACCCAUUUUAUUGUUAUAUUUAAGACAUUAAAACCAUAAAAAAAAUAAAGCGAAAGAAACCAAAGGAAAAUAACAAUAA
Drosophila elegans is the source of this 2596-nucleotide messenger RNA. RefSeq lists its product as uncharacterized. The transcript is spliced from 3 exons. Gene Ontology annotation, molecular function: protein binding. The record is from RefSeq and is a predicted model, not a curated record. Lineage: Eukaryota; Metazoa; Arthropoda; Insecta; Diptera; Drosophilidae. The coding region runs from base 357 to 1691 and encodes 444 amino acids.